Aspergillus pseudonomiae is the source of this 897-nucleotide messenger RNA. RefSeq lists its product as uncharacterized. Bases 1 to 897 code for a protein of 298 amino acids. NCBI's taxonomy places the organism in Eukaryota, Fungi, Ascomycota, Eurotiomycetes, Eurotiales, Aspergillaceae. The record is from RefSeq and is a predicted model, not a curated record. The transcript has a single exon.
AUGAACUAUAACUACGACGUCCAAGAAGAGCAGUGGAUGGCCUUGCCACUAUCCAAUCGAGCUGUCUCCCUCGAUAUUUCACGGAGCAUACCUACGUGGUCUCAUCCUGGGCCACUAUCAGCGCCGCAGCUACAAUGGUUCAUGGAUCCGUCAAGGCGCAGUGAAGUGCCAGAAACACCAACUCAGUGGGUUAUGGAUGCUUCUGCCCUUGACCACACUUUACACCCGUCAACGACAUGGACAAUGAACUCUUCAAGCUCCAAGGAUCCCUCGAUACCAUGGACAAUAGACUCUCCAGGCCUUGGGGACUCUACAAGCUCAUCAAUGCCUUGUAUUAUCGAUACAUCAGGUCUCAAAUGCUUUCCUGAGCCACAGAUACCAGGUCUUCUCGGGCCUCCUAUUCUUCCAAGCCCCUCAGAACCUCUGACUCCAACGUGCUCAUACAUUCCUGACGUACCCAUGGGACCUUCUCGCGACAAGCCGGUCCUUUCUUCCCCUGGAAGCAGCAGCCACCAUCUAAAUUCACCCCCCGAGCUCCUUUUCGUCCACACCACGCCUGCUGAUUCAACCUCUCUUUCACACGCUAAGCGUCCAGUUCCCGGAUACAGAUCGACGGCGCGUCUCACAACCGCACAAGGCUCUCGACGACACUAUCACCAACACGUCAAAAGAUUCUUUUGCCACUACGAGAACUGUCCCCAGUCAGAGCCUGACCCGCAGAGCCCUAGUAAAGGAGGCUUUACCACUCGAAAGGAUCGAGACAGACAUGAGGCCAAGCAUAAACCGGAAAUCAGGUGCCACUGGCGAAAUCAACAAGGCGAGCAAUGCACACGGUUAUUUAGCCGUAUGGACAACAUGAGGGAUCAUGUUCGAAGAAUCCAUCGCCGAAAGUUCUAG